AGAGAGAGAGAGAUAAAGGGGUCGUCCAAGGGUAAUACCCCAAAGCCAAACCUGGCUUUGAUUUCCGGGGAGAGUCCGAAGGAUUUCUCUUACAGGAACGGGAAGAAAUGAUGCCUGAAUUCAUUUCCUUUCGUCAUCCUCACAACCAUAAAUACCGAUAGAAAUAGGGAAGAAAGGGGGGAGGAUUAUAUGAAAUUUACAAAAAAGAUUUUCUGAAUUUAGAUAGUUGCACACAUAUACCUGUAAAGGAGGGGAGAAAGAAAGGGUGGUUUAUUCAGAUCAGUUCAAUCAAGCUCUCCUUCUCUUCCCUUAUCCUACACGUAUACUGAUUCGAUUCUUGUAAAGUCGAGAAACAACGAAGGCGAUAUAUAUAUAUAUAUAUAUUGAUUUGUUUAGUUUCGAUUGAGAAAGAAAUGUUGGAGGAUCGGCCUUGCUUGGUUUCAAGGGAAUAUUCUCGGAGUCUCGAUCCUGACAACUGGCAUAUAAAUUACUGCGCUGAUAAAGUCGAGGUGCAGCAUAACAAGCGGCCAUUGGAGACGGAUGGAGAAGAAGUUGCAAGAAAGGUACCUAAGCAACAAUCGUCUGGUCAGAGUCAGAUACAAACUUCGAGCCAAGAAAACGGCGGGGACAAUUCCGACUUAAGUUUGUUAAUUCCAGCACUUGACUACGACAACUCGAUCAGUUGUCUCAUUCGCUGCUCCCGGGCUGAUUACGGCGCCAUUGCAUCUCUCAGCCGGAGCUUUCGCUCCAUUAUCAAAAGCGGGAAGCUUUAUGAAUUGAGGAGGAAGAGCGGGGUGAUCGAGCAUUGGGUUUAUUUUUCUUGCCAAUUGCUCGAAUGGGAAGCCUUCGACCCGAAUCGCCGCCGUUGGAUGCGUUUACCGAGAAUGAUCCCCAACGACUGCUUCCAGCUCGCCGAUAAAGAAUCUCUGGCUGUCGGGACCGAGCUUCUCGUUUUCGGGAAGGACUUUAUGGCCCACGUCGUUUACCGUUACAGUUUGCUGACGAACGCGUGGACUAUGGGAACGUGUAUGGACGAGCCCCGAUGCUUGUUUGGGUCGGCGAGCUUAGGGGAGAUUGCGAUUUUGGCCGGCGGUUGUAAUUCGCAGGGAAACAUUCUUAGUUCGGCCGAAAUGUAUAAUUCCGAGACAGGGCGGUGGAAGACGCUCCCGAGCAUGAAAAAGCCGAGGCAAAUGUGUUCCGGGUUCUUCAUGGAUGGGAAGUUUUACGUCAUCGGAGGCGUCGGAGGAGUCGAUUCGAAGCUUCUCACGUGCGGCGAGGAGUACGAUUUGGCUACGGAGACGUGGACCGAAAUCCCGAACAUGACCCCCGUACGGAGCGUCGUCGAGGAUCGGGAAGACGAUCAACCGCCUCCCGCUACACCCGAAGCUCCGCCGUUGAUCGCAGUUGUAAAUAAUCAAUUAUACGCGGCGGAUCAUGCCAACAUGGUGGUUCGAAAGUAUAACAAGGUUGAUAGGAAAUGGCGUACGAUAGGAAGAUUGCCGGAGCGCGCGGAUUCGAUGUACGGUUGGGGUUUGGCCUUCCGGGCAUGCGGCGAUCGUCUCAUCGUCGUCGGAGGCCCUCGGAACAAUGCCGGCGAGGGUAUCAUCGAGAUUAAUUCGUGGGUUCCCGGCGACGGCGAAGACCCUCCGCAAUGGGAAUUGCUCGGCCAGAAACGAUCGGCAAAUUUUGUCUAUAAUUGUGCUGUGAUGGGGUGCUAGAUCAGCUUCCGGGUUUGUUGUUGUACGCUGGCGAUCGAUAGGAAUUGGUUCCGGCUCCGGCGAUGCGCGGCGGCGCCGGAGCCUUGCUAAUGGGUAGUUUCCGAAUUCUGAUUUUAUUUUUAUUUCGAUUUUUUUUCGGGUUUUAUGUCCGUUGGAAAUUGGUGGAUAGGAAAGAUGAUCAAAAUUUAUUCAAGAUGCAAUUGAAUGUUUUCUUGAGAUAUUCUCGAGUACGAAGAAACAUGUGUAACGAUUCUGAUUUCUUUGCCAAAGCUUUGUCGAACAAAAUCACUAAAGAAUUUAAAAGUAUUUUUAUAUAAAUAAUAAAUUAAUAUUUUUUUAUUA
This is a messenger RNA of Andrographis paniculata, 2060 nucleotides long. Its product is annotated as F-box/kelch-repeat protein SKIP11-like. NCBI's taxonomy places the organism in Eukaryota, Viridiplantae, Streptophyta, Magnoliopsida, Lamiales, Acanthaceae. Gene Ontology annotation, cellular component: nucleus. The record is from RefSeq and is a predicted model, not a curated record. Gene Ontology annotation, molecular function: protein binding. The transcript is spliced from 2 exons. Bases 414 to 1718 code for a protein of 434 amino acids.